This is a messenger RNA of Xenia sp. Carnegie-2017, 1152 nucleotides long. Its product is annotated as vesicle transport through interaction with t-SNAREs homolog 1B-like. Gene Ontology annotation, molecular function: SNARE binding; SNAP receptor activity. Lineage: Eukaryota; Metazoa; Cnidaria; Anthozoa; Malacalcyonacea; Xeniidae. Gene Ontology annotation, cellular component: endoplasmic reticulum membrane; SNARE complex; Golgi apparatus. The transcript is spliced from 8 exons. The coding region runs from base 159 to 839 and encodes 226 amino acids. The record is from RefSeq and is a predicted model, not a curated record. Gene Ontology annotation, biological process: macroautophagy; vesicle fusion with Golgi apparatus; intra-Golgi vesicle-mediated transport.
AGAAGCCUGGUAACGAGAAACCACAGAAAUUUUCAUUCAACGUUGGAUGAAAAAUUUACUUUAUUAUUUUAUACUUAAUCUUUCUUUAUCUGUGGUCAUUGAUGUUAUAAUGCUUAUAGGAAUAGAGUAGGAUCGUUUUUUAUUGGUUUUGACUUAUCAUGGCGUAUAAAGGACUGAGCUCAGAGAAAUUUGAAGAUUUGGGUGAAGAGCUUGACGUGUUAUGUUCGGAAAUUCAGUCUGGUAUUGAUAAAAUACAGAGACUAGAUGGCGAACUUAAAAAGCAAAAAAUUCGUGAAGUACAAAAGCAAAUAGAGGAUUCCAAGAUAAUUUUGGAAGAAAUGGAAGAAGAGAUUUUGAUUGCUCCGGGGGAAUUUCGUAAUAAGAUGAACACAACAGUUCGAAAUAAGUCAAGAGUAUUGGAAAAGCUGAAACGAGAUAUGAAUAAAAUGACAAACAGUUCUCAAACAUCUUCAGCUAGAGAUGAUUUAUUUUCAACAGGACCAAAACAGUUUGAUCCAAAUGCUAGUCAAAGAAACAAACUCCUACAAGGAACAGAUAUCCUAAACAGGACCUCGGACAGUGUUGCAAGAUCACAGCAAAUUGCAGCAGAAUCUGAACAAAUUGGUGUUGAAAUCAUAGAUGAUUUGGAUAAUCAAAGGGAAUCUUUACUGCGAACUCGAGAUAGGUUGCGGGAAACUGACGAAGACUUGGGUAAAAGCAGAAAAAUCUUAAAACGCAUGGCUUUGAGGGUGGCAACAAAUAAGUUGAUCAUGGGUUUGAUAAUUUUUGUUGAAUUGGUAAUUGUUGGUGCAGUUGUUUACAUUCGAUUUAUAAAGUAACAGCUCUUUAUAGAGAAAAUAUGAAAAAAGGGAAAGUUAGAAUUCUAACUAAGGAAUCUGGAAUAAUCUCAAUUUGAAACAAAUUUGUUGAAACAUCAAGCAAAAAGAGAAUGGAGAUCGUUAAAAUUUUCUGCUUGUGUUGUCAUAAAUUUAAUUUAUAAUAGUUGUCAAGUCAAAGAUAGAAUUUUUCACAAAUUAUCCAAAUCUUUAAUCACCCUGAACUAAAAUGUUUUGACCUACAAGCGAUCACUCUAAGCAUUUUUUCUGUCAACUGUAUUUUACUUAGCCAUUGUAAUACAUUUCACUCCUGCUG